AUGGGAGGAAAUUAUCUGAUCCAAAAUGCGACCGUCGUCUCGAUAGAUCCUUCAAUUGGAAGCGUUCCCAAUUGUGACGUGCUCAUCCGAAAUGGAAUCAUUUCGGCUGUCGCCCCCAAUCUUCAGGCAUCACCAGACUGCAUCGUGAUUGAUGGAACGAACUCUAUUGUGUCGCCGGGUUUCGUGGAUACGCAUAGACAUACCUGGCAGACCCAGUUACGGACGAUUACUGCCGACUAUGUCCUGUCCGACUACGUCCUGAACAUACGCAAUGUAUAUGGCUCUUGCUACACCGCCCAUGACGCCUAUCUGGGCAAUUACUGCGGAGCUCUCGAGUCGAUUGACAAUGGCAUUACGUUCUUGAUUGACCAUUCUCAUAUCAUGAAUUCUCCUGAUCAUGCAGACGCCGCGAUCAGAGGGCUCAAAGAUUCAAAGAUCAGAGCUGUCUUCUGCUAUGGCUUGUACGAGAAUCCAUCAUGGGAUGGAUCUUGUCUAGUCGAAGAACAGCAGGAAAAUGAUCCUGAGUGGAGGCUGAAGGAUGCCAAGCGGGUAAAGGAGACGUACUUUAAGUCCAACGAGUCUACAGAUCUUGUGCGGUUUGGAUUUGCUCCGGCAGAAAUUGAAAGAUGUACGAUCCAACAAGCGGUCAGUGAGGUCGAAUAUGGAAGAUCGUUAAAUUCAGCCGUCAUCACUGGCCAUGUGGCCAUGGGGAAAUACGACCGGGGCGUUCACCUCGUCCGACAUUUCGAACAGAGAAAACUCCUGGGCCCAGAUCUUUUGUUCAGCCAUUGCGCCGCUUUGCAAGAUGACGAGCUCGAGGCUGUGAAGAAGAGUGGUGUUUCACUGUCCAGCACUCCAGAUACAGAGCUUCAAAUGGGAAUGGGUCAGCCCGUUGCCUUCAGAGCACGAAAGUAUGGUUGCAUAGCCAGCAUCGGGAUUGACAUUACCUCCAACAACCCUGCGGAUAUGUUCCAGCAAAUGCGUUUGCUCCUUCAAGCCCAACGACAUUUGGAGAAUGAGAGUCAUCCCGGCCCACGUCCUGGUGUCACUCAGCGAUGCGAAGAGGUUCUAGGAAUGGCCACCAUGGGCGGAGCAGAAGCUGUUGGACUCAAAGAUGUGAUUGGCAGCAUCACUCCAGGGAAACGGGCUGAUCUGCUCAUUACUCGCUGUGAUUCAACGAGACUGACGCCGGUCCAUGAUCCUGUUGCGGCACUCGUGCUCUAUGCAAAUGGCUCUGAUGUCGACACGGUGCUCAUCAACGGUGAGAUGGUGAAACAUAAGGGCCAGUUGACAGGUGUGGACUGGCCAAAAAUGCGCAACGAGCUUCGAGACUCUGCGGCAGCGAUCAUGGAACGUUCCAGAAAAGCUCCCGUGGCAGAGUUGAAGGCUGGCGUCACGGCACUCAUGCGAGCUCGAGCAGGCGAAGGAAAAGGACCCAAGUAG
Molecule: messenger RNA, 1443 nt
Organism: Rhinocladiella mackenziei CBS 650.93
Lineage: Eukaryota; Fungi; Ascomycota; Eurotiomycetes; Chaetothyriales; Herpotrichiellaceae
Exons: 1
Coding region: 1-1443 (480 amino acids)
Molecular function (GO): hydrolase activity, acting on carbon-nitrogen (but not peptide) bonds
Source: RefSeq, a predicted model, not a curated record